Messenger RNA from Dipodomys spectabilis (banner-tailed kangaroo rat), 754 nucleotides. RefSeq names its product dihydrofolate reductase-like. Bases 1 to 681 code for a protein of 226 amino acids. The record is from RefSeq and is a predicted model, not a curated record. Gene Ontology annotation, molecular function: dihydrofolate reductase activity; NADP binding. Gene Ontology annotation, cellular component: mitochondrion. Gene Ontology annotation, biological process: dihydrofolate metabolic process; folic acid metabolic process; tetrahydrofolate biosynthetic process. NCBI's taxonomy places the organism in Eukaryota, Metazoa, Chordata, Mammalia, Rodentia, Heteromyidae. The transcript has 2 exons.
AUGGCAUUUUAUUCUGCCACUGAAGAUUUCUCCCAAGCCCAUGCACUUAUACCCACUGGGUUGGCAUCAACAUUAUUACUAGAGGUGUGCCCUAAAAGCUUGGAGUCGAAUGCUGUUGCAUUGUGCCCGCUGAACUGCAUCGUAGCCGUGUCCCAGCACAUGGGCACCGGCAAAAAUGGCGACCUCCCCUGGCCCCCACUCAGGAGAGAAUUCAAGUAUUUCCAAAGAAUGACCACAACCUCUACAGUAGAAGGUAAACAGAAUCUGGUGAUUAUGGGUAGGAAAACCUGGUUCUCCAUUCCUGAGAAGAAUCGACCUUUAAAGGACAGAAUUAAUAUAGUUCUUAGUAGAGAACUCAAGGAACCCCCACAAGGAGCUCAUUUUUUGGCCAAAAGUUUAGAUGAAGCCUUAAAACCUAUUGAGCAACCAGAAUUAAACAAUAAAGUAGACAUGGUUUGGAUAGCAGGAGGCAGUUUUGUUUAUAAGGAAGCCAUGAAUCAGCCAGGCCAUCUUAAACUAUUUGUGACACUGGUCAUACAGGAAUUUGAAAGUGACACAUUUUUCCCAGAUAUUGAUUUGGAAAAAUAUAAACUUCUCCCAGAAUACCCAAGUGUGUUUUCUGAGGUCCAGGAGGAAAAGGGCAUUAAGUACAAAUUCGAAGUAUACGAGAAGAUUGAUUAAUGUAAAGAUGUUUUCUGGUUUAUUUCAAGUUGUGCCAAACCCUUCCCCCCUUAAAAUUAAUGUAUUUUUACAU